UUUGUCGUAGUUGAAUUUCCAGCAGUUCUGCUAAACACAGCAACGGGAGAGAUUGAAUCUGAAUUUCACACCUAUGUCCAGCCUCAGGAGCACCCUAUUCUCUCUGAAUUUUGUACAGAACUGACUGGCAUAACACAGAAUCAAGUGGAUGAAGGGGUCCCUCUAAAUAUUUGCUUAUCACAGUUUUUGAAAUGGAUUCAAAAGAUACAAAAGGAGAAGAAAGUUCUAUUCAAUUCAGAUAUUCCAAGUCAUUCUACGUCAGAAGCAAAACUAUGUACCUUUGUUACUUGGACAGACUGGGACCUGGGUGUGUGUUUGCACUAUGAGUGUAAAAGGAAGCAGCUGCGAAAACCAGACAUUUUAAAUUCCUGGAUCGAUCUCAAAGCAACAUACAGAUCAUUCUAUAAUAGGAAGCCUAAAGGGCUAAAAGGUGCUUUGCAGGAUUUGGGGAUGGCUUUUGCAGGACGGGAGCAUUCUGGGUUGGAUGAUUCUCGGAAUACUGCCCGUCUUGCUUGGAGGAUGAUUUGUGAUGGAUGUGUACUGAAGGUUACUAAAUCUUUGGAUAAGGCACAUCCAAAGGAGAAUCUGAUUUCCAGAACACUGAAUACAGCCUUCACUGACAAGACUCCACUGGGAAGUAAUAGCAGACCUGAAACAUCUAGAGAUGGAACUUGCAACACAAGCUCUCCAGCUGAGGAAAACCACAACAGUACUACCAGAGUUACAAUAAAUUCCAACGUACAAAUGGAAGAACAACAGGAGACAAGUACCAUCAAUUCCUCUACAGACAUCCAUGUUGUAUCUAGCAGCAGCUCAAGGACUGACUUGUAUGAUCAAGCCCAAAGCUCUUUAACAGCAUCUGCUGACAGAUUUUCUGUUCCUCUUGGACAGCCACAGCUAUCUUGCUGUACAGGCAUUUGGAAAGGGUUCAACAACGGGCAUUUGAUGAGUACUGCCAAUUAUAGCUCCCCAGUACGUGGGUCAGGACUAGUGCUUGUCUCCACUACCAUCUCCUCAGUUAAUAUAUCUGAUGAGGAUGUUAGUACUAGUUCUGAUUGUUUAUCUCUGCUGACUGACUGGGAAGAUGUAGCUUUAAUACCAGAAUCUCAGUAUGAACAAAAUCCAGACUGUGUUCAAUUUAAAGAUGACUCAAGUACAGAUAUUCCAACAGUGUCUGAAAAACCAACAAUUUCCAAAGUAUCAGCUGUGAUGAGUUCAGAUCUUCACAAUUUGGGGAAAACUGUGGUGCCUGUGGAACCUCAGAAGUCUAUUGUUUACAAAAGUCCUGAUACUACAAUCUAUAACGUAGAAACGGUCCAAAGGCAAACUUCAAAUUUUUCUGCUUUUAAGUUACCAUCUGCAAAGGUAAAUGGUACUUCAUCACACUCAGCAUUAAUUGGAAAUGACUCCACUCCUGAGGCUCCUAAAAGAAAGCCAACGAGUCCAAAAAUGUUCCCACCAGCAAAAAAACAGUCUUUUGCUAUAUAUAAAGAAAAGACUGUGUCUUUUAAUCAUUCCUUACCUUUAAGAAGUUCAAACUUGUCCAGAGCGUCUCCUGCCAUUCUGAACUCCACGGUCAAUUUGAAUCAGUCUGUAAAGGCUGUGAAAAAUGAAAAACUAACCCCCCCUCUGUGUAAUUGUGGUCGAAGAGCUAAAAGACUCUUUGUAUCAAAUACUGGUCCAAAUCAUGGCAAAGCAUUUUUUUGUUGUCCUGUUGGUAAGCACGAAGGUAAUAAAGGCUGUGGAUACUUCAAGUGGGAACAUGCGUUUCUAAAAGAGAAAUCUUCUGACGUUCUCACUGUGAAUGCCGAUGCUUUGACCUCUCUCGGAACUUUUUCCAAUACUUCAGGAAAUUCUUCUAACAAGAAAUAUUUGCGUCUUAGACCCUCUAUGAGAACUUGAAAAUUAAUGAUUUUUUUUGUCCACAUCUUAAACUCAAUUAUUUGUUCCUGCUUACUGUAAUCAGAACAGUCAAAUGAUCUUAGAUACAUGUUCUGAGAAUGGGACAAAAAUGACAUAAUUGGUUAAAGUAGAUGCAAGUGGAAAUUGCUCAAGCAUACAGAGUACCCAUAUGUCAUAAACUAUCUCAUGGAUGAAGUGAGAGAACUGAUCAAGCUGCAAGUGCUAAAAUUAAAGGAUGAACAGCUGGCGUUAAACAUCUUAAAUUUCUACUUUAUCAUGUAUUCUAAACUCUUUACUAGUCCAAUCUUUAAACAUCACUGUGAUGAUAUAGAUUUUAUUUAUACUCAUUUUUGUAAACAUACUUGUAUUGGGCUGUAACUUUAAAAAAUGUAUUUAUUAGUUGUUGCACUUCUGAAAAGUGAUUUUUGAAGCAACUGUGCUCUUUUAAACUCUUCCUGGUUUUUAGUAUUUAAAUUAAGUUAACAAUAAAGAUAAAAUGCCUACGAUGGUUUCUUAAGUUUAUUUAACGUGGUGCUUUUUUUCUGUGUUAGUUUCCCAUUUCAUUUAUAUCAGUCUGCCUGUUUUGCUGCUAUGGGCUAUUACUCUAGCAUGUUGGAUACCCAAAGGCUGAGACUUGGACAAGAAUUUGUGAAAACCUGAACUAAAAAGG
This is a messenger RNA of Struthio camelus australis, 2572 nucleotides long. NCBI's taxonomy places the organism in Eukaryota, Metazoa, Chordata, Aves, Struthioniformes, Struthionidae. The record is from RefSeq and is a predicted model, not a curated record.